Recurvomyces mirabilis is the source of this 894-nucleotide messenger RNA. RefSeq lists its product as uncharacterized. The record is from RefSeq and is a predicted model, not a curated record. NCBI's taxonomy places the organism in Eukaryota, Fungi, Ascomycota, Dothideomycetes, Mycosphaerellales, Teratosphaeriaceae. The transcript has 2 exons. Bases 1 to 894 code for a protein of 297 amino acids.
AUGCACUCCAUUUCAUACAUCUUCUUCGCCUCAGCACUCGCUGCGCCCGUCGUGAAGGCCCAACUUAGUGGCCUGCCAUCAUGUGCUUCAAGCGCCCUUAGCCCAGCCGAGUCUGCCUUGAGCUCGACCGGCUGCUCCACGACGGACAUCAGCUGCCUGUGCCAGCACAGCAGUCAGAUCCUUUCUGCUGUUGCUCCAACACUUGAGAAGGCUUGCUCCUCCUCCGACCUCGCCAGCAUCUUGAGCCUUGCUGAGAAGGAGUGCUCCUCUGCUGGCGUCUCUAUCAGCAUCCCGGCAUCAUACACUUCCGGCAUGAGUGCCACUGCUUCCGCCACUGGUGGUAGCAUGAAGACUGCCUCCGCUGUCUCCGCUGCUGCGACUGGCAGCAUGGCCCCUGCUAUGCCAAGCGGUUCCAUGACAGGCCUGUCGGGCAGUGGGGCCAAGCCAGCGCCACCCAUGAUGUCUGGCGGCCCCCACAACGGGACGAUGGCUGGUCCGGCCGGUGCUUCAGGUUCAGGUUCGUCAGACCCACCACUUCCGCCAUGCGGCCCAGUUCACGGCCAUGAGCAUGGCCAUGCCAACGACACAGCUCCUGCAAACGGCUCUGCUAAGCCAUCGCCGCCAGUAGCACCCAAGCAUGGCAGCAAUGGAACAGCGCCUGCGCCGCCAGCUCAUCCCAGUGCAUGCGCUAACAAUGGCACAGUCUCAGGUGGACCUGGUGCUAAGCAUUCUGGUAUGGCUACUGCUACGCAAUCUGGCAGCGCUGGCAGCCUUGCUUCCGGUUCAGGCACUGCAUCCGCCGCAACAUAUACUGGUGCCGCCAUGCCAGUUGCGGCAGCUAACGCUAUGGGUGCCCUCGCAGCAGGCAUGGGCCUUGCAGUCAUGAUCUUGUAG